Messenger RNA from Amoebophrya sp. A25, 4582 nucleotides. The record is from the annotation of a GenBank genome assembly. NCBI's taxonomy places the organism in Eukaryota, Dinophyceae, Syndiniales, Amoebophryaceae.
AACCAGGCUGGCAUGCUGCGUCUGUAGAUCUGUGUAUGCAAUGUAAAAUCAAUCUGCAUAUGAAGCCGCGGCUAAAAAUGUUUUCUGAAUAAUUGCUUCCGACCUCCUAAGACGACGGAACACCAGAAACAAGAACAGAGCAGUCUUGGUUUUUUUUAUUGAGAAGUACAGAGUCAGAGUAUCUUCAAGUCACCAUCAUAUGCCUAUUUCUUGGACGUCUCCCCACCUUCGGAACACGGGGCGAAAAUAAAAUGCCCGACCUCAAAGCGAUUUCGGAAAAGCUACAAACUUUAUGGUUUUUUAGUACUAGAGUAGUCAUUCUGAAGCCAUAUGUUCAGGUUCGUUUCUUUCCCCACUCCACUUCAUCGUAACUUACCCCCAGAAUCGGUAGAUUAUUAUUAUUAUUAAGUUCUUCUCACCUGAUGUCGCCCACUUUGAAUCGUGGUUCUUCACGUCAUUUUUCUAGGACUUAGGUUUCUAAAUAGGAUUAUAUCUUGUUAUUUGAGUGGUGGUUGUUUAGUAGCAAACGCAAAAGCUACCUCUUCUAAGCAACCGAACCCUAGACUCCCUGUCAGAGCGGGAGUGGCAGUACCUGUUGAAGCCGGAAGCCGACCUCUUAGCUGAAAAAGCGAAGAUGGCGAAUUUAGAUGUGUCGAGAUUGCGCGCCAACAACCUGGACAGUAUCAACAUGGCAGCGAGUACCAGUAGCAGUUUCUAUCCUGGCUCAGCACUGAACACGGCUAGAGGCGAGAUGUCACCUGGUGGUAUGUCUACGAUGACAACCGGGACAAGCGCAACGGGGAUGAUUUAUGACCCUUGUCGUGUUGGUCAGUUGAAGGAGAAGGUCGCAGUUCUGUAGUUGUACAGAGAAUGAAGAAAGUAGGAAAAUAAUGUAAUUUUAAGGUACAACGUCCAGCUUCAUUUUGAGCAAAUUCAGUCGCAAACGGGAUUAAUCGGCAGAAGCUCUUCAGAUGGAGAUAUUAGACAAUGGUGAAGUAUCUUCGACACUCAUGUUAGUUCAACAACUAGCCCAGGGCUUACCAAUUUGGGCCUUUUCAACGCAAGCCGAUGAAUUAUUGUAGUUUGUUCCUCCCAUGGUUAUAUUUCUACUUCAUUCCCAAGCCGGUCAAGUUGCAGCGCAGCAGAUUGCUAUGGGGAACAGUGAUCCCUUCGCUUUGAUUGGUGGCGCCUUAAACCGCUACAACAGUGCGAAGAGCAGACGCGAUAUGCGCUUGUUCAAAGACCCACAGGACCCAAGAUGUCACGAAUAUUAUCGUGCUAGGUACUGGGAGGUUUGAUGUCAUGAACUACGUUAUUGUGUUAGGUACUAGGGAGCAGUACUAUCCUGGGAGUACUAUCCUCUAUCCUGGUGGUAGGUCGGGUGCAGUAGGUAUAUUGAUUUCUGUUCCUUCUACGCAACGGCAACUUGUUUCCGUUUCCAGUUUCCUAUCUUACAGACUUUCGCAUCCACCUUACGUAAUAGUUUUCGAUCUGACACGUCACUUCACGAUCCAACAGAUUUCCAGACUUCGACGAAUUUCUUGAAUGCCUAGCUAGUGUGGACUACAAAUACGAAUGCGAGCACGACGCCAAGUUUGCAGACAAAUAUCGGAUUCCACCAACCAAAGAGCCCAUAGUCAAGCUCAAAGGGCAUUUGAAAGGUGUCGACUCGUGUGCCUGGCUUGGCAAGAGCGGGAAAAGCUUUAUUAGCGGUGGCCACGACGGGUUGCGGGUGUGGAGUGAGGGGAGAGGGAAUACAUGUAUCAUUUUUUGUGUCUAAUAAAUUUUAUAGGCACUAAAUAAAACAACCGGUUCGUUUUUACCUCUAGCGUGUAGCCCUUCUAAGAAUAUAGGAAGAUGAAUGAGUCAGCUACUUGCAUUGCGUCGAGUUGUUAUUGAUUUCCGGUAAGGGUGCUCCAUUAUGAUCAUCAGGGGCCAAUCUAUCAAUCUUUCGUAGACGACAUGUGGCCACGACUUAAGUACUUCGGAGACCCUUCUAUUUAUAUUGUUCUCCAAACAUGAUCACAACAAUUACAUUAACAGUAACUGGCGGCAUUGGUGUAUGUCAGGAGCUAAACUCCUUACCGAGUUACGAUCUAGCAGUAACGAAGGAUGAAAAAUGGGCUUUAUCUGGUGGACCAUGCAUAGAAGAUUUCCCAGAGACUUCAAAAGGGACACUCAGUAUCUUCGCACUGGCACAGGAAAAUGGAGUGCCGAAGCUGGUACUGAACUGGCUCGUCGUAGACAGAGAGCGACAAGUCGUACAGCAGAUCUUCUUGUACGUUGCUUAGAUCGUGUAGUAUUAUAGGCCAGACUCUCUCUGUCUCUGCCUGUUCAAUAUGCAUAGUUCUCUUACAGUAAGAAAAUUUUCCUCCACUCCCACUGAAUCCCUCACUCCAAACUCUAUCAGACUCUCCGUCUCCAAUCACGUGCUGUGAAUGCCAACGUGCACACAGUCGAUUGGGCAGGAACUAUGGCUUUGGCGGGUGACGCGACUGGCGGUGGUACUGUACUAGACGUUGAACGUAAUCGUACCGUAUGGUCUUGGGAUUGUCAUGUGGGGUACACAGACCCCACGACCUACAUCGGAACCGGGAGCGCAGUGACGGGAGCGAAGUUUUCCCAGGUUAGUGUCGACAGAAAUUUUUGGAAUUUUCGUAGUUCAGCUGUUGCUCGUUGGCUUAUUUGCUGAGGAAGACAUUGAUGAUAUUCUUUUUAUUUCACCAAACAUCCUGUAGUCAUGACACUCAAACCAUAGGCCUCCCCGAACACGUUUGCUACAUGCGGAAAAGAUGGGCAUAUCAGAAUAUGGGAUUUGAGGGUGAACAUGCAGAAAGCCUUCUAUCUUUCUCCAAGUGUCGCUGCAAAUAUGGUCAGCUAUAAUUAUGGCAUCUUUAUUGAGAAGGUGCGCUAUUUUCACCAAAAACCAAACCAUGGAGUGAGUAUUCAGAAAUACUUUGCUUCUAUUAUAGUUCGUAUUGCGGUCUACCGUCUCUUACCCUAGCCUACUCCUAUCCUUUCCUUCAUGGUCUACAGGAUGGUGAAGAGUUGUUGGUCAAUUGUCACCGGACUCGACGUCAUGCGUAGGUAAAAAGAAACUGAUCACUUCCUCUAAUCUGAAUCUGUCUUCGAGUUACGUCAUGCGCACGACCGACAGGCAGUUAUGGGCUUACAGUGGGUAGACGGUAACACCCUGCUAUCCUGCGGUAACGAUAAUAAGGGCAAGAAGUGGGACUUGCGGUCUGGGGAAUUUACGGCCGACGUGGGAGAAAGCUAUCUGGGACAUAUUGCGUCGGUAUAGGAUUUUCUUGGUGGACAGACUUGGGAGGAUAUUAUUGGUAGGACAUAUUGCGGCAGUAUUAUAGGACAUUACUUUUCACAAGAUCAACGUCCUUAGCCUUUGUCCCCACUACUACACGUCAUCCCCCAAUACUACUGCAGGUCCGCUCCAUUUCCGUCUCCCCAGACGGAAAGUACGCCUCAACUGCUUGUGAGGACGGUUCUGUGCGUUGCUUCCGCAUCAACGAUCUAGCACUCCGCAAAGACAAACUCAAGGCCACACUCGACAAGCGAAAGAAGCUUGACAUCGACAGUAGCCCAGAGACGAGGAAUAGACAAAGGAAAAAACUGACAGAACAAGCUCAAGGGAUGGCGAAAGACAUCGCCAGAAUAAAGAUCGAUGGAUUCAGCGAUGGAAUUGUAUUUCUCAUAGAUUUAAGUACCUUGAUGUUUAAGUUUUCACUACAUUUACGCUUACGUAUUGCCAGGUUCACGCUUUUAUGCUUGCAGGAGUAAGAUGCUUUUACUGCUGGAUUAUCUUAAAGUUUAUUGUAACAAACCUCAACUUUAAUAUAAUCUUCGAAAACACUCUUUCAGGUAUCACCAACAGAUUUACCCUCGACCCAACUAUCUUUUAGGUAUCCCUCAUCGGCCAUAGCCUCGCAGUUUCCAGUGUCCAAUGGAUGCGCGACCCACUCAGCUCACGCGGGGACAGAUAUCGUCUGCUCACCUCCUCGUGGGAUCAAACGUGCAAUAUGCAUGACGUCGAUCUGACGCCGGAUGAUGCUUUCUAAGUAUGCUCUGGCCUUGAAUUGUUAUCAGUAUUAGUCUCUACGGGCACUACGGACAGUGUCAUCAGAGGCCCAUACAUCUGGUGAUGGGAAAAGACAGACACUUACGAUGGAGUCUUUGCGAAGAAGUCUUUGUAGUAACAGUACUAUUGGGUAGAAUGUAAAGUAUAUUGAAAGUGCUAUUUCUCAUUGGUGAAAGAAUAUUACAAAUACUGGAAAAUCAAUUACAAUUACUUAUACAGGGUAAGUAGCUGUCUUCACAAGUUUCCAUGUCAAUCGAAUUAUGUCUUCACUCAUCCGGGAAUGAUUGUUAAUCAGAAAUGUCCCUCAAGCUACAUGUGUAUUGAAAAAGAUCUUUUGAACUUGAUUACUUUUUUGUCCGUCAACUGUCUGCUGCACCCUUGGGGUGGGUUCCGAGUUACGGAUUCCCUGAAGACGCGGAGAAAGAAUACUUGGUAUUUGCUUUCGAAUUGCUGAAUAAGCUAGGAGUGGUCAAGUUCAGAUCACCGGAG